GAUUUGCGUACGUUUAUCUGGCACAUAGUUUCUUCUAAAUGGUGUCUUGUAGUAGAUGUGAAAUAGUGAGAACUGUGAUCGAUAAAGGAUGAAUUACCUGCCAGGAACCGCAAGUUUAGUUGAGGAAAUUGACAAGAAAUUGCUGGUUGUCUUAAGAGAUGGACGGACUCUAAUUGGAUAUUUAAGAACAAUUGAUCAAUUUGCCAACCUUGUGUUGCACAGAACGAUAGAGCGCAUUCAUGUUGGGAAGAAGUAUGGUGAUAUACCUCGUGGUAUUUUUAUUGUUCGAGGGGAGAAUGUGGUCUUAUUAGGAGAAGUGGACCUAGAAAAUGAAAAUAACCUUCCCCUGGAGCAGGUGAAUAUUGACACCAUACUUGAGUUACAAAGGGAACAACAGCUGGAAAGAGAGGCUGAGCAGGAGAGGAAGAAAAAAGCUAUGGCAGAGAGGGGCAUUCAUAUAGAUCAAGCCAUUGAUGACUUUUAAAUUAGACUCUGGUAAAAAUUUUGUUGGCAUUAUCUUUGUGAAAUUGCUUAGUUGACCUCAGUGCUGAGCUAAUGUAGUGUGUCUCAAUGAAACAUAUAUCAAAGCACAGGUAGCUGGAUUUUAUUUAACUUUGCUAUUUUUUACACAAUAUAAAAACCUUUGAAACUAUUAUACUGUUAAUAGUCUUAUUUUUUAUCUGCAUGUAUCACACUUGCUGUUUAGAAAAAGAAAGCAAAGCAUACUUAAAAAUAGGCUUUAAACCUAGAGCAACAGUGAUUCAUCGAGAUGCAUUUCACCAAUUGUAUAAAAUAGAGCACAAGGUUGUUGCAAUAACUGUCAAGUUAAAAUAACUAAUUUUUUAUGCAUAUUUUUGUUAGCAUUAGUAUUGAUUGUACAUAUUUAAAAUGUUUACAAUGCAUAUGACUACAAUUACUACAAAAGUAAAGCAGCAUUAAACUGCUUUUCUUUGUAAAACAUAAACUUCGUGCAAAAUAUGUAAUAAACGUAACUGAA
Physella acuta is the source of this 997-nucleotide messenger RNA. Its product is annotated as U6 snRNA-associated Sm-like protein LSm1. The record is from RefSeq and is a predicted model, not a curated record. Gene Ontology annotation, cellular component: Lsm1-7-Pat1 complex; P-body. Gene Ontology annotation, biological process: deadenylation-dependent decapping of nuclear-transcribed mRNA. Gene Ontology annotation, molecular function: mRNA binding. NCBI's taxonomy places the organism in Eukaryota, Metazoa, Mollusca, Gastropoda, Physidae.